Messenger RNA from Equus caballus (horse), 5050 nucleotides. It is a transcript of the gene PRRC1, whose product is annotated as proline rich coiled-coil 1. NCBI's taxonomy places the organism in Eukaryota, Metazoa, Chordata, Mammalia, Perissodactyla, Equidae. Gene Ontology annotation, molecular function: protein kinase A regulatory subunit binding. Gene Ontology annotation, biological process: activation of protein kinase A activity. The record is from RefSeq and is a predicted model, not a curated record. Gene Ontology annotation, cellular component: cytoplasm.
CUCCGGUGGCCAUCUUGGAGGCGGGGACGCGUGCAGGCGAGCUCCUUCCUGCAGCUUCCUCGUCGUAUCCGGGUGGUAGUCUUAGCGCCGUGACCUCCCUGUCCCCCGCUUUUCGGCUGCCACGCAGACACUCUCGAGGGUCCCCAGAAGGAAGAUGAAUGACCAGUAGAAAAAUAGGGAGAUGAAGAAAAGAGAUAUCUCUGGCAGGGAGUGAUAAAGUCCCCAGAAGGCCGUCUCUGUCCCGUGUUGUCCAGCUUUGGUGUACAGUAUACUGUAACUGAAGAAAAAUGAUGGAAGAGAGUGGAAUAGAGACAACACCCCCUGGGACUCCUCCGCCACAUCCUGCCAGCCUGGCUGCAGCUGCACCGUCCUCCGCCCCAGCUCCUUUAGCUGCGACCAGUUCCUUUUCUUCUCCAGAUGUGUCCUCUCUGCAGUCCCUGCCGCCACACGCCUACUCGACCCCCCAGCCGUCCCUGCCCCCUGUGAGGCCCUCAGCACCCAUGCCUUUUGUGCCUCCCUCACCAGUUCCUUCGGUUCCAGCCCUUGUUACUUCUGUACCCCCUCCUGUGCCUCCACCACCUGCUGCUGCCUUCAGUACUCCUCCUCUGUCCCACUUCCCGCCUUCAACUUCUGCCCCGAGCGCUCUGUUAUCUGCGCCCUCUUCUGGUCCUCCUACAUCAGGAUUUUCUGUGGGUUCAACUUACGACAUCACGAGGGGACAUGCAGGAAGAGCUCCCCAGACACCUCUGAUGCCCUCGUUUUCUGCACCUCCUGUAACAGGUAUUUUGCCAGCUCCCAUUACUCAGCAAGCCAGUUUGACAUCCCUGCCGCCGGGACCUGGAACCACAUCAGCCAUUACUUUUCCAGAGGAACAAGAAGAUCCUAGAAUUGGUAGAGGUCAGGAUGAAGCAUCUGCUGGUGGACUCUGGGGUUUUAUUAAGGGUGUGGCCGGGAAUCCGAUGGUAAAGUCUGUGCUUGAUAAAACCAAACAUUCAGUAGAAAGCAUGAUUACAACGCUGGACCCUGGCAUGGCUCCAUAUAUCAGAUCUGGAGGUGAACUGGAUAUUGUAGUGACCUCAAAUAAAGAAGUAAAAGUUGCUGCCGUCCGAGAUGCCUUCCAGGAGGUCUUUGGCUUAGCUGUGGUUAUAGGGGAAGCUGGACAGUCCAAUAUUGCCCCACAACCAGUGGGCUAUGCAGCUGGAUUAAAAGGCGCUCAGGAGCGGAUAGAUAGCUUGCGGCGAACUGGAGUGAUCCAUGAAAAGCAGACUGCUGUGUCUGUAGAAAACUUCAUUGCAGAAUUGCUACCCGACAAGUGGUUUGACAUUGGUUGUUUGAUAGUUGAAGAUCCCGUCCAUGGCAUUCAUCUAGAAACGUUUACUCAGGCCACGCCAGUGCCUCUGGAGUGUGUACAACAGGCUCAAAGUCUGACUCCCCAGGACUACAAUCUGAGGUGGUCAGGCCUUUUGGUGACAGUGGGCGAGGUCCUGGAAAAGAGUUUACUAAAUGUCAGCCGGACUGAUUGGCAUGUGACUUUCACUGGCAUGUCUCGUCGACAGAUGAUCCACAGUGCAGCGAAGGCACUAGCGGGCAUGUAUAAACAGCGCCUGCCGCCCAGGACCCUGUGAGAAAAGACUGAGCCCGGAUGCUGACGCUCCUCACUUGGGGCUCGAUAGUAAAGAAGAGAUUGUACCUUCUUAAAUGGGAUAACCUCGGUGAAUCCAGCAGUUUUGAUGGUUUUCCUUUAGGCUGCAGGGGUUUUUUUUUUCUUAGAAAGACAUGGUGUCAUUCCAGUAGAUGAAAAUAAACACAUCCUUUUUAUGAUGAUAGAAUUUCAUAUACUGUAGUUCUCAAAAAAAAUUAUAUAAAUAUUUUUAUAGGACAGUUUGAUAUACCAAAUUUAUAAGGUGCAAAUUCAUGUGCUAAGACAUUUAACUUAAUUAUAUGUACUUGAUUGUUUUUUAAGACAUAGUUAAUUAAAGAACAUGUGUACUGAAUAUUCUUUAAAAGCAUUGUUUCUUUUAAUUCAUGAUUAAUCUUGUCACUGUCAGGCUUUGAAGCUUUCUGUGCACGUGAUCUUAGGCCUGAUGCUGAGUGGUGUGCUCAACAAUCUACCUGAAGACACCCGCUUGGUGGGAGACGGCGUGCGUUUCUAUGCAUAUUUUUAACAUGGGCCAAAGUAACAGAAUUGAUCCUUUUCUUUUUGGUUGUCGUGUACACACAGUCUGAAAAAUUCUACUUUUUUCUUUUGUUUAAAUAAGUUUUGGCAUUUCAUAGAUUUAUACUAUGAACAUUAGGGUAAUACAUUUUAUUCUUCAUUGCUGUAUGGCAACUAAGUGGCAAAUCAUUCAAUUAUAUUUUAAAUCAGAAGCAUUUGUGUUAUUUUCAUAUAAUACUGUGCGCUGCUUCCAAGAAGACUUGACAACAGCCGUUGUUUGUGCUUCCACUCUAUUUUCCUAACUGUAAUAGAGAAAUCUGAGAGGGAAUUACUUUGUUGUUGAUGAAAUGGUAUGUUUCUUAUUUUAGUUAAGGUUACUUCUCAUUUAGUUUGCCUUAAACACUGCUUUUCUAAGUUUGUGCCAUUCUGCCUUUACUUUUUAUGAAAGUUUUCAAAGAAACUGUUUUGUAUUCAAUCUGGUUUGUUUAGUCCAUUAUGUUUGUGUCUAGUGUAAAAGCUUUUUUUCUCCCCCAAUAAUAUAUAUUUUACCACUUUUCAAUUUAUACAAAUCAAAAUUAAAUAGCUUGUCUUAUACUUUUCAACUCUAUGCAUUCAAAUAACUUUUUGACAAUAAUUUCUUAUAUAAAUGUAAUUUAAUUUUUAUUUACUCUUUUAUACAGUUCUCUAGAUGUGAAAGAAUUAGCACAGUCUUAUAAAGGGUGUUGAGCCUCUUAUCCUGCCUGUCACCAUUACAUGUAAUGUUUGCUUUGUAUUAACAUUACUUCAAAUACUUAUUUGAUUUUUGCUAUUUUUUUUCCUGAGUCUGAGAAAAAUAAGUAUUAAUUUUGCAACUAUGGUAUAUGUUAAUUUCCAAGCACUGUGUAAUGACUGUUCAGUGAAAUUCACACUUCUGUGUCAUUAAAAGUAAUGAGAGAGAGAAAAGAGAUGUAACCAGUUGCAAUGGCAUAAUAGGGACAGAAUACUUUUUCCCCCUCUACUGGUAUUUAUUAACACUGCAUCUAUAUUUUCUCCAUUUUUCAUGAAUAAGAAAAAGAAGGCUUUCCCCUCCAUUUGCUUCUAUCUUUUAUUUUUCAAAAGCUACCCUUUUGUAACAGUAUUUUUAUCAUGACAUAUUUUAUUUGCCUGAUGACAAAUCAUGAUUAAAGAUGAAGGGAAGUAUGUCCUACUUAAAAUCUUUCUGCUACUUUCCCUCCUAUUACAGGGAAAUUUUACAGAUCCUAAAAAUGUCUGAGUUUUAAUUUUCUUUUCAUCUCACUAAGUCUUGAAGAUCUUACUCGAUGCUUUUGAGGGUUGUUUUCAUAGAACCACAGACACUGACAUCGCAUCCCACUACACUUUCCCCAGAAUCCUCAGAUGGCGGUGGCAGUUACCCUGUGGCUGGGUUGAAGGCAGAUAAUUUCCCUGCACCUGGUGCUUGGAUAAGCCUUCUGUUCCCUGGAACAGUGUGAGCGGGUGAGGAGGAUUAGGAAAGGGCAGAUGGAAAAGAUAAACACGUCAUCUGGUUCUGGCCGCUCUGAUUCUUGUUUUGGCCCAGAGUUAUCUUUGAAAGGCAUCAGAGCAUGACUGACUCCACAUGCUCAGCCUUACCAACCCCUUGUGUAUUUUUUCAUCCUUAGAUUUCCAUUUUGUUCAAAGGGCAAGAAAAGGAACUCAUUAUCUCUCACACACCACAGCAGCUUAGCCAGGCGGUCUUUUAAUGUUGGUAUUUUGGCAUAAGAUAUGCUGAUCCUCAUUCUAUGGCCAUAGUGCCCUUGUCAUCCUAAGCUACCCCUUGUUCUUCUGUCUCCCUGUUCAUUUCCUUAGAACGCCCACGUUAGCAUUCUUUAGGGAGAGUUGGACUGGGAGCUAUUUGCUUUCUUCUCCCUCAAGCUUUUUAGGAAAACCUGUCUUUAACACAGUUCUUUACCACUGUUGUUUUGGUCAUGUUUGUGAUAUAUUUUUUUUUCCUCUAAAGUGCUCCAGGAACUAUUUAUUGAAUUUUAUAAGCUUGUACACUUUUUUGUUUUGAGCAAGAUUAGCCCUGAACUAACAGCUGCUGCCAGUUCUCCUCUUUUUGCUGAGGAAGACUGGCCCUUAGCUACCAUUCGUGCCCAUCUUUGUCUACUGUGGGACGCCUGCCACAGCAUAGCUUGACAAGCGGUGCAGAAGUCUGCACCCAGGAUCCGAACCGGCGAACCCCAGGCCGCCAAAGCAGAACGAGUGAACUACUGCACCACCGGGCCAGCCCCAAGCUUGUAUACCUUUUAAAUUAAAUAGUGUGAAAAAACAUGAAAAAUGCAGGAAGAGUAAUUUAAUGUCAACCUCAGUUGAUAAGAAGGUACUUAGAUUAUUCAGUUCAGGAUCCCCCAUUCUUAAGUUUGUCAGGUAAGCCUGGACCUAGAGCUGUGCCGCAGACUUCUGGAGCUGGAAAGCUUUAGACAGUGCUAGUGGUUUUCUCUUCUGAGUCUUUUAUUAAUUCUUCCCCCUUCUUUGUUCCUCUUUCAAGGAUUAAUGAGGUAGAAAAUUGAGAUGAAUGAAUAUACACAAAAUGGUAGUAUGAUAGGAUAAGUAGAGUACAGAUGAAAACAAUAUGUACAUCUAUUAAAAGUUAUGCAAAUUAGUGAUAUACUCAGGGUCAACUAAAUUACUUUAAUAUGUUAUUGAAUUUACUUUCUUUUUGGCUAGAAAAAAUUCUAAACUGGAGUUGUUCUUUGAAGCCAAACUGAUAAAUAUUCUAUGUUCUAAAAGAUGUUGGGUUAUGCAUAAAUUAAGAAACUUGGAUUUUUACUCUCGUAUAUGGUUUUCAUUUUUAAGAUACUGUGCAGGAUGAUGUAUUGGAUAAAACCAAUUUUGUAAGUAUGUAAAUAUGUCAUAAAUAAAUAAUACCUCAACUUA